This is a messenger RNA of Colletotrichum graminicola M1.001, 333 nucleotides long. RefSeq lists its product as uncharacterized. The record is from RefSeq and is a predicted model, not a curated record. The transcript has 3 exons. The coding region runs from base 1 to 333 and encodes 110 amino acids. NCBI's taxonomy places the organism in Eukaryota, Fungi, Ascomycota, Sordariomycetes, Glomerellales, Glomerellaceae.
AUGUCGGGUCGAGGAUUCUCCACUACGGCCCGAGAGCCGUUGAAUCUUAUAGGGAAAGUUUCCUUACAAGAUGUUAAACAGGUAAACGAGCCAAUAGGAGCGCAAUGGGCGGAGAAUGUCCAGAUUGUUGUGAGCUCAAUCGAGAGUCAGCGCACAGACGUGGCUUCCUACGAAAUUCAAGGUGCAAAGGCUCACAAGUCGAGCAAAGACCCCAACGAGACCCAGGACGUCAUCACGCUGGCAUUUUACAGUCAUAAAGGGACCAGGAUCGGAAGUGCCCAUGCCCGUGAGGACGGAACUUAUACUUUUCAGGCCAGUCGUGCAGGCCGCUAG